CGGCGGUGAAUACUUGACAUUCGAAUGGCUUGGUGGAACUAGCAGUCAGCAGCAGCGUAUAUCAGGUCUUUCGAAUCAAUGGAUUCAUGAAAUUAUCUUAGGGAGGUAGUUACUUAUUUAUACAAUGCGCUAGCCUCCAUAGAAUUUAUGAUGUUUUGUUAACACUUUCCAUGAGUGAAAAAAAAUUGGCCUACAUUUUAAUUUUAAUUGUUAAUUUAAGUCAACAUAAAAAUAAAGAAAAACAACAAUGAUUACAAUGGAAGGUACUGUGGACACCGCACCAACUUUGACAUUUUCGGACAUGGGACUCCCACCAGUCACCAAACAACCAGUCAACACGCCCUUUGGAAAGGCAAGUCCUAGUCAUCGCUAACUUAACUUAUAUUUUUAAUUUAGUGUAUAAAUUAAAAGGUCAAAGGCCUAUCGCUUUAAAUACGUAUAGACCUAUAACUAUAGUUAGUAUAAUUAUUAUUUUAGAAAUUGAUGAAGCUCAUUCUUAUGCAAUUCACUCUAUUGAUAUUGUAUUAAUUAAUGAUAAUGGAUAGCAUUGUCAUUGAUGAUUGGUGAUAGUAAAUGAUGGAUUACUGAUUACUAAUCAGAUUCAUCAUCAUGUCCCUUAGUCCUUGGACCGUUGGGACGCCACAGAUGACGUGAAUUAUCCUCUCCAUUCGUCUCUGUCUUCUGCACUACGCACAGCAUCGCCCAGUGUUAGUCCUGUCCAGUCUUUGAUGUUAUCCUCCCAUCUUUUUCUUUGUCUUCCUCUUCUUCUCCCUCCUCGUGUGGUGCCCAGCAAUAUUUCUUUGGCAAGCCCUUGUUUCCUUGUUACAGAUUAGGUUUAUAAAUUUAAGAAGAAAAAAAAUUUAAACUAUUUUUUAGUCACCGUUUUAUAGAUAAGCACUUUCAUAUAAUAUAAGCAUUUAUACUACUAGUGCUAGAUCAGAUGGAAUCACCCACAACCAAAUUGACCAUGUUCUAAUCGAUCAGAGGGAUGGAUUAGAUAUACUAGAUGUAAGAAACUAUUGAGUAGCAGAUGCAGACUCUGACAUCUACUUGAAAGGGUUAAAUAAAAGAACAGAAUAAGCGUAAUUCACAAUGGCCAUAAUCAAAGAGAGAAACAACAUGAUUAAUUAAAGUUAAACCUUACCAAAAUUAAGUAGACGCACAGCGAGAAGCAUCACAGGUGGAAGUGAACUGGGAAAACAACAUAAAUGAACAGUGGGAUAGGAUAAAAAGUGCUAUGAAAAAUCAGCUGAAAAAGAAGUAGGAUUCCAGCAGACUGAGGAUAGAGUCGGCUGGUUUGAUGAUGUAUAAUAAUAAUAAUAAUAAUAAUAAAGUUCAUUUAAAAAAACACGCUUCAUCCCCAAAGGCUCGAAGCGCUGUACAAAGUCAACAAAAAACAUAUCUAUAAUUCACCACAUUUAAAACAUACACAACACUACAAAAACUAAUUACAAGCAUACAAUAUCAAAGUCUUUCUAGCCAUUUCAACCCGGAGCAACACAGCAACACAUGGAAAAUAAGGUAGACAAUCAUCCCAGAGAGACUGUCAAAUAAAAGAACAAAACAGGAAUGAUCAUGAUUUAAAGGGAAAUCAGAAAGAUAAUACAAAUAAAUAAGUACAAGGAAGCAAGAAGAAAAGCCACAAAAAUGGGUAGGAAGAAAAAGAGGGGAUGGGAAAAAGCUAAGCUAAAAGAAAUAGAAGACAUAUCAAGAAAGGUAAAUAUCAAAGAAAUGCACAUUACGAUAAAAGAUGAAAAGAAUGGAUUACCAAUCCAGAUGUCAAAUGUGUAAGAGCCAGGAUAGAGAAUUAAUUCUAGAAAGUAGUAAAGUACUAGAGAGGUGGGCUGAAUAUUUUGAGGACAUACUGAAUGCAGACAAUAGACAAGAUGAAGAUUAUCAACCACUACAUGGAGGACCAGACCCUUUUAUAAACUCCCCCAAGUCUAGAAGAAAAAACUACAGAAAUAAUCAAUUAUAGAAAAAAAACACAAAGCCCCUGGAGAAGACCUCAUCACAGCGGAACUUAUAAAUGUGGAGGAGGAGAACUACAGACACAUAAACGCCAUCAAAAUGUAGGCAAACUCAUACAUCAAUCAUACAACAGAAGUUCCGCAGACACCUGAGCGUUUCUUUGGCCUCUUUUUUUAUCCUCCCAGUGGCCGCAGUGAUAAUUCCAUGUAGUUGUGUAGUAAUGUUACCAAGCAGCUGUAGCUUAAUUUCAACAAGAUAGGCCUAUUUGUUAUAGGCCUUGUGAAUUAUCUUAGCCAAAAGAUUAAAAUCUAAGUGAGAUGCACUGUUAAUUCCCUCAGAAAAAGAAAACACUGCUAAUAAAAAUUGUUGCUACUCUUUUUUUUCUUUCUUUUUUUUGUAGUGAUCGUGAUCAUAAGUCAUAUUUUAUAAAGUAUUGUUGAAGUUAUCAUGGUCAUAAGUCAUAUUUUAUAAUGCAUUGUUGUAGUGAUCAUGGUCAUAUUGUUGUAGUGAUCGUAGUCAUAAGUCAUAUUUUAUAAUGCAUUGUUGUAGUGAUUAUGGUCAUAUUGUUGUAGUGAUCGUAGUCAUAAGUCAUAUUUUAUAAAGCAUUUUUCUUCUAACAGAUACAGAGUUGUAAAGAUCUGACGAAACUUGAAGUAACUUUUCUUUUUCUCAUGCUGAUUUCCAUCAUUACUGCCACUGGCUUCACAAUUAACAGACUGUCUACUGUGGAGAAAGGGCAUCCUGACAUCACUUUUGGAAUAUUACUUUUAGUUAAUGCGGGUAGGUCAGGCGACACGUUACACCUUAUGUGCUUUGAUGUUAAGUAGGACUGCGGGGAAGAAGAUGUUUUUUUAAUAAAUCUGGCUAAAGCUGUACCAAUCCUUACUUUGACUUACGACAUCACAUAUGUUACCUUGUAUUGCACAAUGUUGCCCUUAAAUAAACAGUAAACAAUUGUUUUAUCCACGUGUUUAAUUUAAAACAAUUAACAAGCUCAAGGAUAAAAUCCUCAGUGGGUGGCUUGAACAUAAUGGGCUAGUGUUAAUUGGUUGACUCAUGGAGCAUAGAUAUUUUGUGGCCUGACAAUAAUGGGCUUAGUGACAAAUGGCUGACACAUGCAGCAUAGAUAAAUUACAACAAGGGACAUUGCACUUCAAAACUAUAAAACAGUUUUUAUAAUCAUUGUUCAACUGAAUUCUAGGCUACUUCAUAUUUUUGUUUGUUUAGGCUUGAGAAAGAAACAUCAUUAAAUAUCCUAUCUAAUUAACUACAUCUGGUCACUCUUGAACGAAAAGCUUUUAUCUGAACUUUAAUUAAACUCAAUGCACUCCAUCUACAGUUUUCUCUGUCUGGUUCUUGUUGGAAGGGAUCUUCAGAGAGAGGCCCUCAGAAAUCCUGAUACUGACUAUUGCUAUAGAUACUGUCAUGGUUUACCUCAUCUGUAAUUUUGCAAUGGGCACACAAAAUGAGAUCAAGCUGGUAAGAAAGAUGGCAUUAAUGAUAUAAUCUAAUGGCAUUAAUGAUAUAAUCUAUUAAAAAAAGGAAUGAUGUCAAAUUAAUGAUAUAAUGUACUAAAAUUAUGAAUGAUGGCAUUAGUGAUAUAAUCUAAUGAUAUUAAUAUAAUCUACUAAAAAAUAUGAAAGAUGGCUUUAAUGAUAUAAUCUAUUAAAAAAUAUGAAAGAUGGCUUUAAUGAUAUAAUCUACUAAAAAUAUGAAAGAUGGCUUUAAUGAUAUAAUCUACUAAAAAUAUGAAAGAUGGCUUUAAUGAUAUAAUCUAUUAAAAAAUAUGAAAGAUGGCUUUAAUGAUAUAAUCUACUAAAAAAUAUGAAAGAUGGCUUUAAUGAUAUAAUCUAUUAAAAAAUAUGAAUGAUGCCAUUAGUGAUAUAAUCUACUAAAAAUAUGAAAGAUGGCUUUAAUGAUGUAAUCUAUUAAAAUAUGAAUGAUGGCAUUAGUGAUAUAAUCUAUUAAAAUAUGAAUGAUGGCAUUAGUGAUAUAAUGUACUAAAAUAUGAAAGAUGGCAUUAACGAAAUAAUAUAUUAGUUAAUAAGAAAGACUGCCAUAAUAUAAAAAAUAAGGAUAAUCAAAAAAUCAAAAGUGUAAAAGAAAUAGAAAGACGGGACUAAUAGAUAAUCUAAAUAGUCAUAACAAGGAUGUUCUCUAUGAAAUAUCUCAAUAAUAUGAAAAAAUGAUAAUGAUAAAAAUUCAGCUUAUAAUUAAAUAUACAAGAAGUAGAUUUAGCUACAGUAAAUUUUAUUAUUUUAUUGUAUCGCGAGACUGAGAUAUAAAGAAACCCCAGUAAUUUCAUCUUGUAAAAAAGUUUAAAGGGAUUUCAUUUUUGAAGUUUUAGUAUAAGAAUCAACAGUACUCCAUGGUAGCAAAUGAUACUGUCGUGCAAGAAUAAUUGACAAAUCAGUUUAAAGAAUUUGACAUGUAAUCUUGUGAUACUUUUAGGUGCUGGAAAUAGAAACAUUCCAUUUCACAUAUUAUUCCUGCCAGUUAAAAGUUUGUUUUUUUACGCUAAUAUAAAAUUUUUUACCAAAAAAUAAUUGGGUCAUCAUCUCAUUUAACUCUUUCCAUGCCGGGGGUUUUCCCACAUUUGUGCCUUACCAGUUUUCGGCCAAUGGAAAUUUUUUAGGGUGCUCUUAUCUAUUAAUUAUUUUUUUUAAAAUACAUUUCUUUUAGCAAGAUCGCGGUAUUUCAUAUCUAAUUAAAGGAAAUAAGCAGAGAAUAAAAUAUUAUUAGUGGGGGUUGUUUUAUAUGUAACAUAAAACAAUAUGACAACAAUAGUUUAAAUUUUUCUGGUAACAUUAUGAGAUCAACUUUUUAUUUUUUUUAAAUGCGCACCAAAUUGAACUUACCAGACUACCAUAUGGUCUGUAUAUCUGGUAUCCUAUUCUUCAAUCCUCAGAAAGUAUGUCCAUUUUUUAUCAUAAUGCAUUUCACAUUUUGAAAAUAGUCAAUUUAGUGACAGAGUUAUACACAUUUUGUUAUGUUAGGAGAAGUAUUAUCUUAAUCCCCACUGUUGCCAUAGUAACAAAGUGGUUUUGAAAAAAAGAAAUCAUAACUUUUGAACCACUGUAUACAUCCAUGGCAUCUUUAUAUUUUUUUUAAUUUUUUAAAAUUAUAAUGAAAGUGCAGACAGUCACCACUAUCACUAUCACUAUCGCCAUUCUAUUACUAUUUCAUUCCAUUUGGCAUUUACCCGACCCAACAGAAAGCUGAAAAUCAUCACUGGAAUCAGAAUCAAUUGAUUUGUGGUUAUUGUCUGAUGUCUGGAGUAGGCGUGACCAUUGCUUUGUUUACAAAAGUUUCAACACAAAUUGAACUAUUAUUUGAAAAAACACAUGUAAACAAGCCCUACUUCUAACAGGAAGGAAGUAGGAAGAGUUAUCCUUCGUUUAAGAACAUAAAAAGUUGGAUUAAUAGCUGCUGGCAACAAGAUAUAAAUGCAUUAAUUAUUUUAUAUCGUGGCUCGGCACAAAUGUGCACAGUCAAAUCGAAGAUAUACCAUGGUUUGGCACGAAAGAGUUAAAGAAGCACACUCAGUGUACAGUUGUCCACUCAGUGUUCCCACAGUUGCACUCAUCAGAGUUGUUGAUCCCUGUUCUUGACCAUUAUUGAAGUCCAACCCACUUCUAAUACUCUUAAAAUAUAGCAUACUGAUCAACCUAGAGAUUUCAAUAUAAUAUAAUAACAACAUGUACUAGAUGAAUGAAAUAUAGGAUUUUUUAAAGCCUGAAAAAUAAUAUUGUUUUGUAAUGGUAUAAAUAAAUAAUUUUAAUUUUGUGUUUUAUAGGCUCGGCUGGUCAUUGCCUGCAUCUCCGCCCCUGUGCUGACAGUCAUAGGUCUAGGCUUCAUAGCCAGGAAGUAUUUUCUGUCAAAACAUCUUAUAUUCCGAACUGUUGGUGCCUCAUCUGAUUUGCAAGCCACUUAUCGAAAUCUACUUUACUUUGAAGAUGGUUUAAAGCUGGAUUUUCAAUUAGGGGUAAUACCAAUAUCUUAACUCGGUGCAGUGCAAUGGUUUUUUUGUUCUUUUUUUUUUUAAUGGUCAUCUCACAUAAUGGGAUACCAUAGAAAGACUAGCUAAUUAAUACCCAUCAUGUUGUAUAUUUAAUUGUUCAGGAAGGAAUGGAAUUUCAUAAUUGUGCUUGAAAAUGUUUUUUUUUUCUUACAAUCAUGAAUGAAGUGAUAAAGGGUUUUAUUGUUCUAACACAGAUAUGUAAUAACAGUUUCGGUCGGGUCACUUAAAAACUUUUUUUUUUUUUUAAAUUGAAAAUUAUAUUUAAAACCUUCAUUUUUUUUACAAAUUUAAACCAUUGUACUAAAAUAAUAAUUUUAUUUAACUAAAUCAAAACUAAAUAUUACUAUUCAAAAAUAUUAAAAAUCUCCUCCCCUUACCUAUCUGGGCCAAUCGCCGGAUUUCUCUAUAGUUGGACCAUACAGAGUUUAACUGACCACGCCCCACACCCUCCCCCACCCCCCCCCCCCCNAUUUAAAAGAAACAAUAGGUGAGCAAUUAAAUGUUUAUCCCCCCCCCCUCCCCCAAUUUAAACUGUCAUAGGUUAAAAAUGGCCUAUUAAUUUACAAAACAGUACUAAUUAUAAUCAGAGUACACCCAAAUUAAAAGUUAAAUUCAUACAUAACAUGGCAUGUCAUCCAUUUAUGUAUGGCAUUAAUUUGUUGAAAUUCUGGUGAUGUCCGCUGUUUAUUAUCUUUGUAUUGUACAUUAGCAAAUGGCACCAGCUAGCAAUCAAGAUAGAACAUAAGCUCUUAAUGCCCUCCCCAAAGCACUACCCCAUCCACCUGAGUAUCGGACUGCGAAGAGAUCUCCCUUUGCCAGGACAUCCCCCAACAGAGGGCACCCCAGCCCAAGGACAUCCGGUCGGACUCGGGAUGGUAUUUUUGACAUCUUAAAAUCUCCCCCUUCCCAUUCCGGGGAAGCAUCAGACGCCCUCUAAGAGGGAUUUCUACAGUGAGUUUUUACUGCGCAGCCAUUUGACGAAGCAGCUGGGACGAAAGGGUUGCCUAGGAACAACUUACUUAAAUGCUGUGUAAAUAGAAUCAUUGGGAUUUGUUGCCACUACCCGCAAAUAUGCCUCAUAUUCAUUAAUGGCAACAUGUAACCAUGAUCCCUACCCUGUUUCUUUGUAUUAAGUGGACCUAUUUAUAUAUUUCAUGUAGUGAAUCUUGUCUAUCAGAAAAAUAUUUUAUUUUCUACUUCUCAAGAUUUCUUUGGUUGUCUUGGUGAUGGAUGGGAAAGAAAUAGAAACUCAUGAAAUCAUCAUUUUGAUCCUAGGUGUUUUGGUGAAACUAACGUGGUUUAUACUGGGGCACACUAUGGUAAGUUGUUGUGUGAAACUAACAUGGUUUAUACUGGGGCACACUGUCGUAAGUUAUUGUGUGAAAUGAAACUAACAUGGUUUAUACUGGGGCACACUGUGGUAAGUUGUUGUGUGAAACAACAUGGUUUAUACUGGGGCACACUGUGGUAAGUUGUUGUGUGAAACUAACAUGGUUUAUACUGGGGCACACUGUGGUAAGUUGUUGUGUGAAACUAACAUGGUUUAUACUGGGGCACACUGUGGUAAGUUGUUGUGUGAAACUAACAUGGUUUAUACUGGGGCACACUGUGGUAAGUUGUUGUGUGAAACUAACAUGGUUUAUACUGGGGCACACUGUGGUAAGUUGUUGUGUGAAACUAACAUGGUUUAUACUGGGGCACACUGUGGUAAGUUGUUGUGUGAAACUAACAUGGUUUAUACUGGGGCACACUGUGGUAAGUUGUUGUGUGAAACUAACAUGGUUUAUACUGGGGCACACUGUGGUAAGUUGUUGUGUGAAACUAACAUGGUUUAUUGUAUUUUUAUUGUGUUGUUUUUUGUUUGUUUAAAGUCUGCAGCCAUUCCAGCAAGUUUUUUGAAAAGUAACAUUUGAUUUUCAAUAUAUUUUUGCUGCAGGCUUGACACAAUGUUGGUCUUAAACACUUUAAUCUCAUACUAAACACCCACGUCCACUUCAGUUACACUUUGGACUUCAGCAGUAAAUAGUUGUAGCUUAUAUAUGAAUCCAAAUGUGGUCCAAUGUGAUAAACCAGUUGAACAAAACCUAAACCUCUACUGUACAAAAUUAGAUGUUAAAGAGAUCAAUGCUAAAAUGAUAUAUCUCUAUAUUUUAAUCUGCAUUACAAAACAAACUCUGGAGUGAUAUCGUGUUAACUCUUGAGUUGGAUUGAUCUUGUGUUAAAUUAGACUCAAGAAGUCUAAUUUUUUGCUCUAUGUCUCCUCAGUUGUUUAAUGAACAAAGUAAUUCUCAGCCAUUCUAACAGAAUUUAACUUUUGUAUUUAACAUUUUUUUCAACAAAGUUCAAAUCAGAGGUUACAUGAGCACACAAAUAGCUUGAAGUGACUAAUCCAUGUUGUUGGCCAAGUUCUCACAUGUUUAUUUAUAAUUCCAUCUAUAAGUAAACUAUAUGACACUGUGAAUUACAUUCAAGAAAAUGACUCCCAAAUGAUGUCAUCAAGAUUUGUGGGUAGGUCCACUGAGAAUAUGUUAGUCAAGGAGUGCAGUGGAAUGGCUCCAAUUUGGCUGGUGGUGGAAGGGCUCCUAUUUGGCUGGCUGUGGAAGGGGUCCAUGUUCGAUGGCAGUGGAAGGGGUCCAUGUUGGGUGGCAGUGGAAGGGUUAAACAUAGUUUGAGGGUAAAUUAAUUAUCAAAAAUGGGUGUAAUUUCGUUAGAUUUGUGUAAUUUCACAAUUUGUUUAAAUUUAUGUCAUUCAAUCAAAAACGUAAAAUAUUUUUUCCAAAUGUUACAUAAGAUGUUUCAUUGCGUUUUUAUUGUUGUAUUAUUUUUUUUUCAGUUUUGGCGGGAAUUAAAAGUUGGAGCUUACAUCUUUUGGGCCCUUAGUCCAAUUGAAAUAGGUUAUAUUAUCUUCAAAAUUUAUGAUGUGAGUUUAACAUUUUUAUUCUCAUCCAGUAACAUAUGUAUAGUCAUAGAACCGAAUUAACUGGUUAGAUGUAAGUUCAUGAGAAAGACAUUUGAUUUUUUGGUCUUAAAUUAAAUUUGAAUUUAUUAUUUUUUUCUCCUCUAACACUCAGCAUCAGGGAACAACUAGACAUUGCCCUGCCCCAAUUGCCUUGGCCCGAUUGCCUUAAUAAAAACAUAAAAAAACUGCAGCAAAUUUAUUAGAAAAUUAAAGUUUUAGAGAUAUUAUUAAAUUUGUGUUUUAAAAGGAGUGGAUUGGACUUUAUUUCCCACCACAACCCAGACAGAAAGAAUCAUCAGCUACUUAACACUUACUUUAUAGCCACAUGAUAUAACAUUAGCUACGUAAUGCGUACUUCAUAUCAAAAUGAUUUCUUCUCUUCUUCUAUAUCUUAAGGGCCCACGAUCAAUUUAUUGAUCAUUUUGGCUCCUAUGCAUGUAGAUGGGAUUUGCAAUGUUUCUGUUACUGGUGGUGAUUUAACAUUAGCUACGUAACGCUUACUUCAUAUCCACAUGAUAUAACAUCAGCUGGGCAACCAUUCUAAUGUCUUUACAUCCUUCCUAAAUGGAUUAAUCACAAAUUUUAAAUGUUAUUUUAUUUAUUUUUUUGCACUUAUCAGAAUUUUUUUUUAAAGAUUUCAGGUGAUGAAAUUAUUUUAGAUAAUUAAUCAGUCAAAUAGGUUAAUUAAGCCAGUGUGUCAGACUUAACAUUCAACAUUAUGCUUCAUGUGUCAGACUAACAUCAACAUUAUGCUUCUUCUAACCAUAUUUGAUUUUUCAAAUAAACAUUCUGAUUCAUAUUACCUAGGUCACAUUGUACUUCAGUGACGCCAAGGGCCUGGCCACUGCCACUAUAGUGUGCAUCAUUGGUGCCAUCAUAGCCAGAGUCCUGGUGAUCAUUGGGUCUGCUUUUGUUUACAAAGGUUUUGGGAAAGGACUGAAGGAGAAAUGUGAGAAAUUCUUUGGUUAAUAUCAUUGUUUAAAACUGUGAACUCACUUCCUGUUACUUAUAUGUCUCAAGCUGUGAACUCACUUCUUGUUACUUAUAUGUCUCCAGCUGUGAAUCACUUCCUGAAAAUUAUAUGUCUCCAGCUGUGUACUCACUUCUUGUUACUUAUAUGUCUCCAGCUGUGAAUCACUUCCUGAAAAUUAUAUGUCUCAAGCUGUCUACUCACUUCCUGUAAUUUAUAUGUCUCAAGCUGUGAACUCACUUCCUGUAACUUAUAUAUCCAAAUUGUUAGUUAUCCUAUAAAUAAAUCAGUUGUCUCAAAUUUAUUUUGAAGCACAAGUUCUCCUGCCUGGUGAACAGAAAUGUAAGAUGACAAGGAACUUGAGUUUUAUCCCUGCUACAAUGUUAGCAUUUGUCCCAGCUGCAAUGUUAGCAUUUGUCCCAGCUGCAAUGUUAGCAUUUUUCCCUGCUGCAAUGUUAGCAUGUAUCUCUUCUGCAAUGGGGCCGUCCAUAAAGUACGUCACGCUAUUUUUGACAAUCUUUAACCCCCACCCUCCCCCUGUCACAAAGUGUCACAAGUCUCGGACCCCCCCUAAAGUAUGUCACACUUUCGAAAAUUAAAAAAAAAAAAUGAAAACCUAAUUAAAAUUUAAUCUAAACACACUUCACUAUUAAACUGUAUUAAAACAUAAAAUUUACACCUAAAAGAAUUAUCACAUUAUUAAAAUUACUUUAAAAGUAGAGUAGUUAAUUGUCAACAGUUGUCACAGUUAUUCAUUGAAGCAGUAACUCAAUCUAGAUUGUAUUUGAAAACAAAAAUUGCAAAAAUUAGACUAGACAAUUAUAUAAUCUAUCGGCAUCCUUCCGUCUCGUGAGACGAUGGUGCAUCACCGUUUGGUUGGGUUGCAUUUUCUCAAGUGGCUGUGCAGUCCUAGCCUUGAGUGACAGUCUUUACCACAGUUUUUACACACGAGUUCCGUGCUUCUAAAAUUAUAUAAUACACAUCAUUUAUCUGCUGCUUUUUCAUUUACAAUAGGUGAGGUCAAGUUUUAGUUAAUCUUCCAAUUAUGCAAUCUUUUUACACAGGAUUAGAAGUAGAUUAGCGAAACUUGUCCUCACCCAGUGAUAAAAUAAUAAAAAGGACAGUGACAUAAUUAUGCAGCGGACAACAUAAUAAUACUUCAGGCAUGACGAAAGCAAGGCUAUACAUAAAACAAGGCUUCGCAACAACAUACUAGCGCUCCUAGCGAGAGGAAUUGUGAACAACACAUUCAGCAGAUACGCAUUUCAUGCUAUUUUGACAUAAAAGUAAUUCAAAUGUUUCACAAAAUGUUUAAAAAUUAUUUUUAAAGCUAUUAAAUUCUACAAAAAAAAUUUUUAAAAUAAAUUAGAAAUGAAAUUUAAAAAAAUUAAUGUGUGACGUCACACAUGGCCUGAACCCCCCCUCCCCCUGUCACAAACUGUCACACUUUCUUACACCCCUCUCCCUCUGGAGCGUGACGUACUUUAUGGACAGCCCCAAUGUUAGCAUUUGUCCCUGCUGCAAUGUUAGCAUUUAUCUCUUCUGUAAUGUUAUCAUUUAUCUCUUCUGCAAUGUUAGCAUUUGUCCCUGCUGCAAUGUUAGCAUUUGUCCCUGCUGAAAUGUUAGCAUUUAUCACUCCUGCAAUGUUAGCAUUUGUCCCAGCUGCAAUGUUAGCAUUUGGAUAAAAUCCUGCAGGUCAAUCAUGCUUAAAUGUUGAGGAAGAUCUGCUUUAAAGGAGUCUUUGUAUUCGUUUCAAACAAAAGGAGGGCUGGUGGGCAAUGACAGGGCAUAUUUAUAAAGUUAACCACUGUUAUUGUUUGUCAUAAGUUAACCACUGUUAUUGUUUGUCAUAAGUUAACCACUGUUAUUGUUUGUCAUAAGUUAACCAUUGUUAUUGUUUGUCAUAAGUUAACCACUGUUAUUGUUUGUCAUAGGUUAACCACUGUUAUAGUUUGUUAUAAGUUAACCACUGUUAUUGUUUUUCAUAAGUUAACCACUGUUAUUGUUUUUCAUAAGUUAACCACUGUUAUUGUUUGUCAUAAGUUAACCACUGUUUUGUUUGUGAUUUGUAAUACAAAUAUUAUAAUAUUUAACUUAUUGUUAAAUAAAUUAAAUUUAAAGUCCUAAAUAUACUCUGCAAUUGAAAGAAAAAAACGGGGAUAUUAAUAAUUUUAGUCAUUCCGGCAUGGGUCAGAAAAGGUUGGGAACACUGCAGUUACCAAUUAUUUGAUUCCCUUGUUCUUCCAGUAAAGAAAGAAACAAAUGAAUCUACCAUUGAAGCAUCUAAUGUCAAUUCAAGUGCAUAAAGACUUGCAAGCAGAUGACAGUUCAUUUCAACCAAGGCUUAUCAACCUAAGAAUAAAGAUACACUUGAAAGUAACAGCUGACCGAAGAUUAUGCAAGCAUCUAUUGAUUAACGAUUUAGCAAUUAUUUUCAAGAACAAAGUCCUUACAUUGUUUUUCAAUGGAGUAAAUUACCUGAGUUUUUAUGUACCUGUACUCCUAAUUCUUGUUCUUCUUCUUUAUUUUAAGGGCCCACGAUCAAUGAAUUGAUCAUUCUGGCUCCUAUGUUUCAGAGGGGUUUGCGAUGUCACUGUCCAUGGGUUUCAAUGGGAUACUUCACUGGUUGCAAGGGCGACUCAGCAGUGGUGUUAUGAACUGGGGGUUGGAAUACAGGAGGCAGUAGACACAAAUGUGUCUAGUGUAGCCGCCUCAACUGUUGCUUUUGGAAGCUUGUUCCAGUCCCCGAUUGUCUUCGGCAGGAAUGAUUUAGUUUUUUGUUGAUUUUUUAUGUAGUUUCUGACAUGUCCACUAGUAUUAUGGUGUACUGCCUUAUAAUAGAAGCAGAGAGAAGAAGAGAGAGAGAGAGUGACUUGCUUUGAACUGCCCCAUUUAAUUCAGUCAAUACAUUACAUAUAUAUAUGGCAUUGGAAAAAUAUUUUUCUUUGUUAUAAGUUACAGUAUUUUUUGACCAUUUUAUAUUUCAUGUUUAUACCAAAUACUUAUUUUACACCAUAUACCUGUUUUACACCAUAUACUUCUUUUAAAUAUUUUGCAUUUUAUUUAUUUUCAAUUUAAGGUAAAUUUUGUACACAUUGUGUGAGUAUUAAAAUUAUUACUUUUAUUUAUUGUUAGAAAUUUUUUAACCCAUUUUUAUUUUACUGGUGUGUUAAAGGGGUUUGCAAAUAUAAUAAGCAUUGGGGGCUGCUAACUUUAUCAACAUUUGGGCAGUGUGUAAAAUAUUUUUCGACCUGCCACAGUAAACAUUCCAUCUUCUAGAGAUAAUGGUGUCACUUCUGUGUUAUUGUCAUUUCCUCUAGUUAGUUGUGGCAUAUAGACUUGCUGCCGAUGACAACACAUUCUUUAAAAUUUUCAGCCCCAAUCCCAAAUUCCAAAAAUCAGUUUUUCCUGCUAUUCAACAAAAAUUCCUGCUAAGUAUGCUGAAUAAGAUUCUUUUAAAAAGAAAAUCACACGUUUGGUGCGCAAUAUUUUCUUUUGUUUUUCUCAAAUUGUUGGUGAAAUAAAAAAAAUGUUUAGUUUGCAUCCGGUUGGGGGGGGGGGGGGCCUCUAAUUUGUAUUCUUACUAAGUGCGUUGCUUGUAUUAGUGGUAUGCAUGUUUUGUCACAUUUCAAUCCCCAAGUUUGGUGCGCAAUAUUUUCUUUUGUUUUUCUCAAAUUGUUGGUGAAAUAAAAAAAAUGUUUAGUUUGCAUCCGGUUGGGGGGGGGGGGAGCCUCUAAUUUGUAUUCUUACUAAGUGCGUUGCUUGUAUUAGUAGUAUGCAUGUUUUGUCACAUUUCAAUCCCCAAUCCCCAUUCCUGACUGUCGCAUUUUAUAAAGGAUUAGAUAGCAAAACCAUUUUUCAAGGCUAGUAUUUCCUGAUACAAAAAAAUGUCAAGUAUUUUCAUUGAAGUAUUCUUAAUCAUUUUUAUACAAUGUUUUAAGUUAAUAUUUGUAUGGCUUAAAUUCACCUUUCUUAAAACUGCACUGUGUAUCCUUCCAUGGAAACAUUUGUAAAAUUGUACAGCAAUGCUUUUACUUUUAUAAAACUAAAUUGUUUUACUAGUCAUUACAACACUAGUGUAUUCAAAUAAUGCUUCAGAAGAACAAGUCAUAGGGUUCCUCGGAUUAACAGCUUUAAGUUUAUCACUGCUGACUUUCCAUUAUGUAAUAUAGGGUCUUUGAUAACCUUGACCUUUACAGUUUUCUUAUGUGUGCAACAUCAUUACCUUUUCGUGCACAUACAAGGGAAAGUAAAAAUCCAGUUGUUGCCCUUACAUUCCUCCAAACAUUCCCCAAAUGAUUAUAUAUGUACUCUGUUGGCAAUCAGGGCCAAUAAAUCAACAUGUAGUAUGGCAAUGUAAAAAUAAGUACUUAAGUUCUACUGAGAGUUGUUGGUCACACAAAAAAAACAGAUCUUGGCGGCUUGAUUGGAUUGGCAAGUUCAAGUUAGAUGCAUUAAAGAUUUUUAUUUCCGGUAUUAUGAAAUUAUAAAAUAUUUACAACGUUGAAAUAUCUGAAAAAAAGUAAGACUAUAUUGAAUGUUGCAUACAGUAAAGAUCAGUGAUGGUCGUCUCUAUUUUAAACUGCUAUUUUGUUUUAUGCUGCUGGAAGCAAAAUAUUUUAUACAUAAAUUUCUAAUACUUUAUUAUUAUGGCUGCCUUAUCUUGAAUAAAAUAUUCCUCUAC
Messenger RNA from Lymnaea stagnalis (great pond snail), 14605 nucleotides. NCBI's taxonomy places the organism in Eukaryota, Metazoa, Mollusca, Gastropoda, Lymnaeidae. The record is from the annotation of a GenBank genome assembly.